This is a messenger RNA of Sclerotinia sclerotiorum 1980 UF-70, 1008 nucleotides long. RefSeq lists its product with no specific name. The coding region runs from base 1 to 1008 and encodes 335 amino acids. The transcript is spliced from 3 exons. Lineage: Eukaryota; Fungi; Ascomycota; Leotiomycetes; Helotiales; Sclerotiniaceae. The record is from RefSeq and is a predicted model, not a curated record.
AUGCACUGGGUUUUGAGCAACCUCAAAAGUAAGGAUUCUCGAGUCCGAGCAUGCGAUUUUUCGGGGAGUGGUUUAUUUGUGGGAGUUGUGUGCGAGGGUUUAUCGUUUGAUGAUGAGGCGAGAUUGUUGGGGAGGUUGGGAUCGCAGAUCUUCAGGGAUGUAGCGACGAUAUGUCUGCGACUUAUCGAGUUCGGUUUAGGGUGCUUGGGUUCCGAGAAUCGUUAUUGUGGUAUCAUGUUUUUGGGUUCAGGUCGAGCUGCUUCGUUUUGUAUGGCGGCCAAGAUGGUCUUCUUCCAGCACCGUUCCAAAGCUCGUAGAGAACUCGCUAGUAAUGAAGCUGCACUCGAUUAUUACAGAAAGAAGCAUUCUUUACCACCGAUGCAACAACCGCAGCGAAUCCAACUUCAUCCACUAACCCCAAGGGCACAGGAAGUAGUGGAUACAUCAUCAGCUCCAAUAUCUAUCGGCAACGUGUUUCAAGAAGGUAUAACAAGCUUGCCAGUGAUUUGUCUCUCUGAACCUCAUGUUCUCCGACUUCAAAAAUUAAAAGCGCAAAGACCCAAAGACUCUUCAUCUCCAAAUGGCGAGAAACGACUACGCAAAGAGAACAAACGAACCGAAGCAAAGGGGAAGAUGGAAAAGAUAAAGAAGAAAGAGAAGAUGAAUAAGAGUACAUCAAUAGAAGAAGAUCAACCUCGUACGAUUGAUAUCAUUACACAACCGACAUCAAUCUCAUCCCUAAAAAUUCGCAAAGCUUCCCAAACAAAGCUUCAAAAAUACAUUAACUUCACGUCCCCCAAAAAAUUAUCCAAGAAAUCGCCCGAAUCACCCGUGGAUAAAGUAAAGGAGAAAGUCAGCGAGAGAUUCGAGGAGGAAAUUAAAGAGGAAGUCGAAAAGGAAGACGAAAAUGAAUUCAACAGCCAUAUUGAAACGGCAGCCAACACGUCUCUUUUAUUCAAGCCAGACACCACAACUUUCACAAACAAUCCUAAUUGGCCUUUGCGUUAG